Apus apus (common swift) is the source of this 5459-nucleotide messenger RNA. RefSeq names its product ribosomal RNA processing 1B (gene RRP1B). Bases 85 to 2355 code for a protein of 756 amino acids. The transcript has 16 exons. Gene Ontology annotation, biological process: rRNA processing. Lineage: Eukaryota; Metazoa; Chordata; Aves; Apodiformes; Apodidae. The record is from RefSeq and is a predicted model, not a curated record. Gene Ontology annotation, cellular component: preribosome, large subunit precursor; preribosome, small subunit precursor; nucleus.
CGGACAGACAGACAGACAGACAGACAGACAGACAGACAGACAGACAGACAGACAGACAGACAGACAGACAGACAGACGCACGCCAUGGCUCCCGCCGCCCUGCAGCCGCCCGAGAUCCAGUUCGCGCAGCGCCUGGCCGCCAACGAGAAGCGCAUCCGCGACCGCGCCGUGAAGAAGCUGCGGGGCUACAUCAGCGUCCGGACCCAGCGCCCGGCCGGUGGCUUCAGCCAGGACGAACUGCUAAAAAUAUGGAAGGGCCUGUUCUACUGUAUGUGGAUGCAGGAUAAACCUCUGCUGCAGGAGGAACUUGCAGGCAAUAUCUCGCAGCUUAUCCAUGUGAUUCAGAAUACAGAGGCUCGACACCUGUUCAUUCAGACAUUUUGGCAAACUAUGAACCGUGAAUGGAAUGGGAUAGACAAUCUGCGUCUGGAUAAGUACUACAUGCUAAUGCGUAUGAUUUUGAGGCAAUCCUUUGAAGUGCUGAAAAGAAAUGAAUGGGAUGAAAGUCUAACUGAAGUAUUCCUGCAGCUACUAAUGAAAGAAGUUAUGGACCCAGUCAGCAAUUCUCCCACUGGGAUAAAGUUACAUUUCAUUGAUAUCUAUCUGGAUGAAUUGGCUAAAGUUGGUGCAAAGGAGCUUACAGCAGACCAGAAUCUCAAGUUCAUUGAACCUUUCUGCAAAAUUGCUGCCAAAUCAAAGGAUCGAUGUGUGCUGCAUGCUGUAGCCACUGGUAUCUUUGAGAUGAUUGUGGAUCAAUCCCCCUAUGCCAUCGAGGACCUAAUGAGAGAAAUGAAAGAACUGGGUAGCAACAGUGAUGAGGAGGAUGAGUCUGAAGAAGAAAAACAGGAAAACGAAGAGGCACUUAAAACCAAAGCAGACAGAUGUUCAUCAAGAAAAUCAACACAGAGCUCUGAAAAAAUAGAGGAUGUUGAUGAAAAUUCCGAUGAUGGUAUUGGGACUGUGCUUCAGUUUGAUUAUAAGGCUGUUGCUGACAAGCUCUUUGAAUUGGCGAGCAAGAAAAACACACCGUCUGUUAACAGAAAGCGCCUGUACAAGCUGGUCAAAAGGUUCCAGGACUUGGCAGAAGGAAUCUUCCCCCAAGAUUUUCCUGAAGAAGUUUCUACAGAUGAAGACGAUGAUGAAUUCAACAGGGGAAGACGAAAGAAAAAAGCUGUCAAGCCUUGGGAGAAAAACAAGUUGGAAAAACUAAAAGAGGAUGAACAAGAGAUGUCAAGUGCAAAGGAGACACCAGUUCCCCAGAAGAAGAGGAAAAAGAGGAAGAAGAGGGACAGCCCACAUGCUGAUUCUGGAACAGCUGAUGGAAAUUGUGAGGAGGGAGAAGCUGAAACAUCUGGAUCUAAUGUUUUUAGCCAGGGCAAGGUGCCAGAAAAUAAUAAGAAAAAGAAGAAAAAUAAAUUGCUAGUAAAUGAGGCAAAUGAGACCACAAAUUUAGCAACUGACACCAGAGAAAACCACAGUAUCUCUGCACAGAACAGUUCAACUGAUGCAGAACAGAGUAAACAGAGUCAGUUGAAAAGAACGAAUCCAAAAGUGCAAAAUGUUCCUGUAAAACCAGCAUCUCAGAAUGGACCAGCUAAUGCCAGUGAGGCAGGGGAUGUCAGCAGAUCUGUCACACCAUCACCUGCUAAGGUUGUGAAAAAGAAACAGAAAGGAGGGGCCGUCUUAGUGAAUGGGGGUACCGUUUUGCAGCAAACUGACAUGAAAUCCAGCAAGGAGGGCUUGCUGGGGACCCUGUCAGGAGGUGCAGACUCUGAAUCUGCACCCUUCAGAAAGGUCAAAUUGAAGACAAAGCCUGUUGGUUUGGAAGGGAUGAAAAUCUCCAGCCAGAAAGCAGCAACCUUGAAAAAGAAGAGAAAACUAAAAGAGGUGCUAAACUCUGUCGAAGGCAACGGAGCUCUGGAGACUGCAUGCAAGAAAAGCAGGAAGGGGGAAAGCAACACUGCCCUAUCACCAUUAAAGAAAAAGAAAGCAAAACCAGGAAGUGACUUUGUAAAAUUUGAAAAAUCAACUUUACCAAAGCCAGUAUUCUUCAGGAAAGCCAGAAGUGCCAUCUCUUCCACCAGGGCAUCUAUGCAGCUGAACAAACUGCAGUCGUCCAGCUCCAAAAAGGUCACGUUUGGCUUGAAUAAAAACAUGACUGCUGAGUUUAAAAAGACUGACAAAAGUAUCCUAGUGAGCCCAGAAGGACCCUCGCGUGUGGCUUUCAAUCCUGAACAGAAACCCCGUCAUGGGGUGCUGAAGUCAUCCACGGGUACCCCAGCAGGAGAGCCUCAAGGGAAGAAACCAUUUUCUGUAUCAACUAAGAAGAGACUAAUGGCUAUGGACUUAUUUUAAACCAACAGAUGUGGCCUACUUUUGUACAGGACAUUUUGUUAACCCAGAAUGUUCUCUGGAGGUGUUUUGAACUUCUUUAUUUUUUUAAGUUAAUACAGAUUGUAUAUACAAAAUUCUGAUUGUGACCUAGGUCAUCACCACUUCAGCUGUAUCUUGAAAUACGCGUUUUAUGUAUUUACAGAAAAGAAACAAAAUCCAAUCUCUGCUCAGGUUUGGUCUAUGGAAAGUAUGGUCUCUGCACAUGUCAUUCUUGAGUGGCUUGUUUAUUUAAUUAAGGAAUGUUCAGGAUGUGAUUGUUCCCAUGAUUUUUUUUGAGCCAGUCUAAGAAAACUGGUGCUUCAUGCUAUUAAAUUGUCUUUCAUUGGACAGUACUUAAAAUGGAAAAAGACAAUGUGGAUUUUAAACCUACUAUGGUUGUUCAUGUCUUUAAAAUUUUGCCCCAUAUUUUUUCCUGUGUCAUCCUUGGUAUCCUGUUAAUUCUUCUGGAAAUAAUAAUUACCUCAUCUCUCUGUUUAAUAACAGCAAGACUUGGGUAGCUUUACAGAUAGCAAGAAAUGCCUAGCUGCUCCAGUGGUCACUGUUGCAAAUAAACCAUCACAACUGGUUGUCUGCUGAGUUGGGAACAGUCACCACAUUAUUUUCAGUAACACAAGUGCCAAAGCUGGCUUACACUUGCCAUGUUGUAAGUUGGCUUAUUCUCUCUAUUGUAACUGAAAUAAUGCUCUUGCAUGGGAGAAACCUUUGAUGUUUCCAGGUCUUUUGCCCACACCCCACUGCUGUCUUUCCUGAAGGUCUGACAAAACUGGAUUUCUUCUUCAGCAGCUGGUGUCACCACAUUUUACCAGAACUCGUAUCUCAUUCAGUGAAUGAACCCCUGAUUGUCCUAAAGUGAGCUAGAUCAGUGUACUGCAUCUUUGGUUAGAACACACAUCUUUCUCUAAAAGCUUUGGUGCCUCUCAGUACAGGGUAAAACCUUACAGCCCAGACAGCUUGAUUUUGGUUUUGACGUAGACAAGAAUUCUUUCUGCACCGUUUCCUUGCAUUAAGUUUUUAUUUGGACAUUUUAUUACUGCUGUGCAUGUUUUGGUUUUGUUUUGCUUCUUUGGUAAAGAAUGAGGUGUUAUUUCUGUGAAAGGGGGAACUGUGAGGAAGGGGAGAGCAAAUUAAAAUAAAAGCUUCUUUGAUAAGGUUGGAAGAUUUGAAAUCUUUCUUUGGAAGUUUUGCUUAUACAAAUGAGGCAAAGGCUUUGCAGCAGAUGUCUAUGUUAAGAGCUCAGCUUCAAAGCACACACCCUGUGCCAGAGCACAGCUAUUCAUGUAACUUCCCACCAGUUACUUCUAUGAUCCUGCAGGAGAGAGGGUAGGCCUGCAUCAUUACCAUGUAUUAUGAUAACUGGUAAACAUUUUGCUACUGCAGCCAGCAAAAUUAAAUUUUGAAUCAUAAUUUGCAUAUUUCAGUACUACUUUUUACGAGUCUUUGAUGCUGACUAUCCUCUGCCAGAAUACUCCCCAUAAGAAACUGGAUUGAAACUGCUCUUUCACAGCUCAUCCAAAAUUUCUUUAAAAUAUUUUUGUACUUGUAGGUUGCUGGUUGGUCUCAGUUGCUCCAUUCCAAUCCGUGCCAGUUCUUGCACUAAGUUUGUGACAAUCCAUGGUUUGUGGUGCUGCCAUGGAAGUAUUAAAAAGUAAUUUUACUCUUUUAUCAUCUGAAGUGAAGGACUGAAUUUCAUUUGGUUUUAUUUUAGUUCGUAUUUGCUUGACUGAUUAGUAAAGAACUCUGGAGAAUACGUCUGAGAAAUUUAAUAUUUGCUGUUUGAGCGAUUAUUGUUCGUUUACUUAAAAACAAAAUCUCAUUGUAUAUUAGCAUAAUGCAUUUUUUGGGCAAAACAAUGGUAAGUAGGAUUUAACAAAGACUGUUCAAUAUGUUUUACUGUUUAUUUUGUACUGUGGGUGAGAAGUCUUUUGUGGAAUAUGCAUAAAAGCAUUUGUAUGUGCAUGGUUGUUUAAUGCAUUAUGUUGAAGAUGCCACAUUCCUCCAAGGAUAUAAAUCAAACAAUUGGUAGGGAGUUCUGCUGUGCACAGAAAAAUCCAGGAUCAGGAUACAUCGGGAUUUGGUUUUACUAUCUGUUACCUAUUAUAGAAAUGUGUGUAAAUGGUUGUCUGGAUCUUUUUUAUUGGUUGUGGAUCCAUUGAACCUGUUACUUGUCCACUUAUUUUGUUGUCCACAGUGCUAAAUGAAGACGGCAGAAGUGGCAGUUUUUAAUUGAGAAUUUUAGUGGUGUGAUUGCUUGUUGGGAUUCAUGCAUAAUCCAUCUGUGCCAUGAAACUGGUGGAAUGUUUUCUAAAUAUACCUAUGUGGUGUGUAUUGUCUUCAGUGGUCUGGAAUUUUAUUCAGGAAAACUUUACAAACAAAACCCACGCAGUGUCAAUGCAGUUUAAUUAGCAUUGUUGGGUUAAAUUGAAUACAUUACCCAAAAUGUUUGAAUAAUUACAAUUCAAAUAAAUAAUGUGGACAAAAACAAAGGAAAAAUAAGUGUAACAUCUAGGAUAUCCACUGCACAGUCACAAUGGUACUAUACAGAGAGAUGUAUCAGUAGGAAAAGAGAACGACUGACCUGUUUGAUUUCACUUCAUAGAUAUUUUUCAUAGUGUUAUUCCAACUUUACAGCUGCCAAUCAUUCUGUGAGUCAGAGUAAGUGUAUGUGGCAUACCUUUUAAGGGACAGUAUUUUGUAAUUAUGGUCUUUACAUAUUUUUUACAAAUCUGAUCAGCUUUGGGUUUCCCAAGCUUCAGUGCUUUAUAAUUCGUUAUAGCUUCAAGAGAACUCAAAAGCACAACAUUAAUUCAGCAAGGCAAAAAGUUGAAAUUAUUUUUAAAUUAUUUGGUAUGCAAGAUCUCUUAUGGUCUGUCAAAUCUAUGUGACUUGCAAAGCAUCAAGUGCCCUUUUUGUCCUGUAUUUCCUGUGCUUAGACUUAAUUACAGGCAGAAAAAAUAUCCAUGUGUUAUUUUAUUUACCUCUGCAACAGCAUUGUAAUUACAAAUACAGUGUCUUAAGAAUUAUAUCAUUUAGUCCAGUCCAAUAAAACUUUUUUUUUUUUUGGUGGA